AUGAUGAAUUGUAAUGAUGCUUCUGAUUCGGUAGAAUUUUAUUCUGCUCCUACAUUAAAAAAGAUGUCAUCUGCAGAGGAUACAAAAUUAUUUACAGAAUUUAAAGAUAAAGUACAUAUACAAUAUAGAGAAGAUGGAAGAAAGAUGAUUGAUGGUGAUUGUGAAGAAAAAAAAGAAGCUGAUAAACUUUGGAGUGAAUUAAUUAUGAGAAAAACAAUUGAUAGAAAUUUUUCAUUGUCAAGAGAUGAAGUAGAAGAGGAAAAUAAAGAUGAUAAAGAUAAUAAAGAAAAAAAUAAAAAAAAGAAAAAAUGUUGUAAAGAUGGUAAAACUAAAUGUCCAUGUGAAAAAAAAGUGAAUAAAAAAUGA
Strongyloides ratti is the source of this 366-nucleotide messenger RNA. RefSeq lists its product as hypothetical. The record is from RefSeq and is a predicted model, not a curated record. NCBI's taxonomy places the organism in Eukaryota, Metazoa, Nematoda, Chromadorea, Rhabditida, Strongyloididae. The transcript has 2 exons. Bases 1 to 366 code for a protein of 121 amino acids.